AUGGUGCCUAGCUGCCAUAUCACCCGAAGGAAGCAUGAGGGCCGGGAUACUGCCAGCUUACUCAAUCCUAGAUGGGAGAAGUCGAGAUGCAGAGGGUUCGAACCAUGGACCUUCGGGACAGUGUGGUUACUACUGAGCUCCAUCUGCAAUCAAUCAAUAGAAAUUAUUAAAAAUAAUAUUCGUUCUGCCGUAACACCCUGUGGGUACCUAGCUGACAUGCCAACUGAAGGAAGCACGAGGGCUAGGACACUGCCAGGUUGCCCAAGCCUAGACGGGAGAAGUCGAGAUGCAGAGGUCGGGUUCGAACCACAAACCUUCGGCGGGGUAUACCCGCUCAGCCGUAACACCCUUUUAGUGCCUAGCUCCCAUGCCACCCGAAGGAAGUACGAGGGCUGGGAUACUGCCACGUUGCCCAAGCCUAGACAGGGGAAGUCGCGAGGCGGAGGUCGGAUUCGAACGCGGACCCUCCGAUCAAGAGUACCAGCGGAAUGGAGCUCCUCGACCAUCAUCCAAGUUUUUAGAAAAGAGUGCAAGAGCGUGAAAACCACCGUGAUUUCACACUGGUAUCCGCCGCACCCAAGGUGCUCUGCGGCGUUAUUUUGCGAAAUUUGGUGGACUACCGAGAGAUUCGUGAAAACCAAGCUGGGUUUCGCCCUGGUCGAUGAUGCAUCCACCAUAUCUUCACCCAGAGACAGAUUCUUGAACAGCAUCACUCCUUUGUAA
Messenger RNA from Opisthorchis viverrini, 723 nucleotides. RefSeq lists its product as hypothetical. The coding region runs from base 1 to 723 and encodes 240 amino acids. The record is from RefSeq and is a predicted model, not a curated record. The transcript is spliced from 4 exons. NCBI's taxonomy places the organism in Eukaryota, Metazoa, Platyhelminthes, Trematoda, Opisthorchiida, Opisthorchiidae.